Patiria miniata (bat star) is the source of this 3912-nucleotide messenger RNA. RefSeq lists its product as uncharacterized. The record is from RefSeq and is a predicted model, not a curated record. The coding region runs from base 122 to 2695 and encodes 857 amino acids. Lineage: Eukaryota; Metazoa; Echinodermata; Asteroidea; Valvatida; Asterinidae. The transcript has 4 exons.
GGAAAUAAAGUAGGCCCUGGGUACGACGAGGUAAGCAUGCAUGCGAUUGCGUCAACGUUGAAGAUGUCGACCGAGAUGAGCAAUCUUUGGACUGGAAUUUGGUCCACAAAUAUCACCAAAAAUGCACCAUGAAUCAACCCGUGAUACAGAUGUUAUUCUCAUAUCGGACUCUGAAGUAGAGAUCAUCGAUCUGACGACCGACGACGUGGUCAUCGUGAACCCCGAAGAGCCAAACCUUAAACACCGAGAUUGUGAGCGGGUCGUCGGCGAUGAAGGGAUCGGUGUCAGACGGCCGAGUGACGGGGGACUCGCCGCUUGCCCCGGCGGUGUGAACGGAAUGGACAAAAUGGGUCUCUAUGGGUAUGCCAGUGACAGUCUUUCGCCCAAAAGGCAGGACCACAAUGACAUCAACAUCAUUUCAUCCUGCUCGUCAUGCUCGUCGGGCUUACCGGAGUUUAUAGAGGAGACAAACAAGCCCACAAAAUUGAAAAAGUCCAAGCAGAGAAAACCAGUUGUCAAUUGGACGUCAUCCGACGACAGUGACUCUGAGUUUGAGUUUGAAGAGAAAUUUUCACUCCCGAAGCAGAACCUGCGCAAGGUGAGGCGUGUGUUGAAUCACCGAAGAGGAACACCUAAGAAACCAGCCAUGUUGUCCCUGUCCAAGCCAGUCAGCCAUUUCCCCGUCUCCCUGUUCAACCAAGACAUGAAGCCCAAGUUGACCAACCUGCACCUCAAGCACGGAUGGACCUCUGAGUCGGAGCCAUCGUCACCGUCGUCGCCAGAGAGUGACUCGGACCUCCUGAAUCCUUGCUCGUUCCUGUUGAGUCGCCAGCAAGUGCGAGCAGCCUCCCCAAUCUUGGUGGACCUGUACCCAUCUAUCGCGGUCAAGGGAUGCAAGCGGGAGGUAGCCCCAAGCAGUCCGGCGAGACCCUUGAAGAAGAGUAGAAUGGUCCAACAUGGUGUCAUCACCAGAGAGAGUGGCACUGACAAAAUGAAAAUCUCCACAUCACCUCAGCAAGACAAACUGUUGAAAAAUCUCAGCAAGCCGCUGCUGACCUUGUCUGACUUUUCAAAUAGUGAGGACGAGUUUGAACCCUGCACUAAGCGUGUCAUGCACACACCAUCCAAGCAGAGCUGGCUCAAUGGAACGUCACCUCACAAGACCUCGCAGCCAGGCUUGCCGCGGCCUUUUAAAAAGGAAGACAGAUUAGUAGGCACACCCAUUCACAUCAGUGUUAAGGAUGUGAAAAGGGGAGCUGGGAGGGACGUAUCAGUGGCUGGAAAUGGAAAAAACAAAUUACGGAACACCAGGGCCAAUUCAACUGUCAUUUUGGACUUCUGCCAGCGACAGCGUGACAUGAUAGAAGCCGUUGUUGAUGAGAGCUUCAUUGACGAUUCCAUUGUGCUCAUCCGCGACUUUGCCACUUUACACCGCGGAGCCCCGAAGGAGUACAUGAUGUACCUCCUCAAAGACGUGCUUCUUGCCGACGGAACAGAAGACAACACCGUCCUGAGCGCGUAUGAAGCCUUGAUGCAUAUACACGGUCUGCAUCCCACCGCUGCCACCAGUUUAACCAUCGACUGGGACCUGGUCACCACCAUCGUCAAGAAGCUGAAUCUGGAAACCAAAUCAGACUCCGCCGAGACCCCGCGCCUAGCCCACGUUCUUGCCUUGCAAUUUGUCGUCGUUGUCCUCGUGGAUGAUUUCAAAACAGCUAGAAGGAAAGAGAAAUCCUGCCUGUAUGCUCUGCUGUCAGUAGACAUGUGCCUGGCAAACGUCCGCACCUUAAUACAGUGGAUAUGCGGAACCAUAACCAAGAAGCUCAUACAGAGCCCCGCCAAGCCGGAAACCGAACAGAAACCAGAACAGGAAACCCCCACAGAGGAUCGGAACGUUUGGCAAUUCCUGCAGCAGUUCACCAAGGAGACCCCUGAAACCAUACCAUGCAAAUCCAAAGAAACUCGCCCGCAAUAUCCGUUGUCAGAAGGCUACCUCAGUGUCUUACAUCUGCUCCAGAAACUGCUGCUUCUCAGUUUCGCUACGGGUAAGAGCGACAGCGCUCUCAAAAUCGCCGAGGAGUUUCUCUACCCUUAUCUCUACAUUCCGAGCUUGCAACUCAGGAAAAUAUGUCUACAAACGAUGACCUGUGACCAAGUCAGGUCAAAGGUUAUAGAACUCUUGCUGGAGAACCUCUGUGAGCUGAACAGUAGCGAGCAACAAGGCGUGCUGUCCGUCCCUAAAAUAGUCACCUGCCUCUUCAAGUCCCGCCCCAUGCGAGUCGGCGAGUUUGUGCUCGCAGAGCGCGAUGUCAACGCGACCGAGAAGCGGAGAGUCCGGUCUCCUAGCGACGGGAUGCGGGAGAUAAAGGGGGAGGAGUGUGAGGAACUGGCCAUGUUGCUGUUCUCUCUCCUGCAAAGCUACAUCCGAAACAAGAAAGCUCACGCGCUGCAGACAGUCAGCCACGAUGCCCAGCCGUCCUACAGCCCUGACGAGUUCUCCCCGAACUCCCUGCCGUCAAAACCGUCCCACCCUGCCGCCGAGACCGGGCUGAGCAUGGAGGACAGGGAGUGCCUUCUUCAGAUGGGCGAUCACGCCGAGGCACUGGAGACCCGACUGAGAAGCCACUGCGAGAAGCUGACUAUGAGGACCCGACUUUACCUGGCCCAGAUUGAGAGCAUGAGGGAACUGGCUUGACGACAAGGGAAACCAGACUUGACCUUUUAAUGCAAGGGAUUGGGUGCUACAGAAACGUGUGUGUGUGUUGAUUAGAAAGUAGUCUAGGUGCCAGAUUUCAGUUAGUCUCGGUCUGAGUCUGGAUUUUUAUUUUGUUUACCUCAUGCAGCAGUAGAGGGCGCUAUCUAGUCUAGUCUUGGGAAAUAUGGCAUUGGAACCAGAGAAAUUGCAGAUAUACCUCAUGCUCACAUUGGCUGAAAUGUGGAUCGCGUGAGAUAUGCUUGGACGAAGACUAACGAUUGAGUGCAAAAGAAAUGGACUCUGUGCACAAAUACCCUCUUUAAUGUGACCGGGGUAGAGUUAUCAUGACCGAUUUACAUGUACAUGGCUACAAAUGCCAUAGACACAUGCGUAAAUUGCUGACUGCAAGCAAAUAAUCCAGACGCGGCUUAAGACCAAUUCUCUGCCUCAGUGCACCAAAUGCCCACAGGAAUAUGUCAUUUUCAUGCUUAUGCACAGCGCCAACGGACCCCAUGCAUAGGGGAUGUUAAAGGCAAUGCUCAUUUUUCACCUAGGAAAGGCAUGACUGAUGCUUAAACGUUACCCACUAAUUUUUUAAAAAACCAUACCUCUCAAAACUGUCUACACCCCGCGGUAUUGUAGUCCGAGUAUCAUCCGUUGUUCAACAAAGCCUGUUUGGUAUUCAAUGUCUGGUAUACAUGUAUGUGAGCAUGCAAAUUUUAUGCGACCCCGCUUGCCGGCCAAUCAGAGUAGACUUAAGAAAUUGUGACUCCAUUCGAUCAGAAAUGUGGACUAAGCUGUUGAUUGGUCAAUUUGGCUGUCAUGUUUUUGUAAUACAGUUUUGUACAACAGCGGGUUACUGAAGUCCCGAUAUAGAAGCCUCUCGCUGAAUAAUCAAAAUCUCGAGGUCAAGACACAGUCUUGUUUUGUAUAAUUAAUCGCCAAAUCUGCUCGCGUAUUUAUAGACCCUUGCUGUGCAAGGGGAUAUUCCACAGACGACGGUAUUCCCGCAAAACCUGAAAUCUGAACUUACCUCAGAAUGCGUUUGUAGUCAAAAUGAGUUCAGCCGUUUUGACUGGUAGACUCACGACGGGUGUAGAUUUGCUUGUUAAGAGAACCAUUUCAUUAUUAUUAUUAAUCAUUUCUGGUAAUGAAACCAAGGAUUCCUCAAAAGCGCCCAAGGCACUGUAGCACGCAAGCCUGAAGAAACCUGUGGA